Molecule: messenger RNA, 2465 nt
Organism: Abrus precatorius (Indian licorice)
Lineage: Eukaryota; Viridiplantae; Streptophyta; Magnoliopsida; Fabales; Fabaceae
Product: casein kinase 1-like protein 6
Exons: 14
Coding region: 649-2040 (463 amino acids)
Biological process (GO): endocytosis; peptidyl-serine phosphorylation; signal transduction
Cellular component (GO): cytoplasm; nucleus
Molecular function (GO): ATP binding; protein serine/threonine kinase activity
Source: RefSeq, a predicted model, not a curated record
ACUAUAAUCUUGUGCCAGCUUUUUCUUUUUCUUGUUCCUCUUUCUCUCUCCUUGUCUUUCUCUCUCUUCAAAGUCCAAGCUUUUUGAUUUGUGGAAUUACUCUUGUUCCUACCUGGUUAAGCACAGGCUCCUCAAUCUCCUCCUCCUCUAGUUCUUUCUUUUUUGUUUUCUUUGUGUUUUUGUUUUUAUAAUUAAAAGGUUCAAUUUUUGGUGUUGUUGCUGAUAUCCAUUAGCAUUUUCUGUUCUGGGGUCAAUGCCGUCUUGUUCUCUGGAAAUUAGGGCUUCAAUCCGUUGUCUGGGGUGAUUGAUUUGGGAUAUGUGUGGUAAGGGAAUGUAGUUGGAGAAGGUGGUGUUGUAUUCUGGAUAAUAAAGAUUUCAUCUUCAUUUCUGGGGAUGCUUUGAUUUGUUGUGAAUUUUUCUCCUUUUUCGAUUUACCCUUAUUGUGGAUUUACAUUAUAUUGCCAUUUCUCGACUAAUCGGAUGAAUAGAUUGGGAAAUCUAAUUGGAUUUGAGUGGAUUAUUGGAUAAAGCUUGGGAUUUCUUACCUGCUAGACCCCUUUAUGCACAAUUAGUUGGUGAAUUGGGAACAAAUCUGAGCAGAAAAGGCUCCCUAUAGUUGCUGGGUGUAGUUGUAUUGAAGGUCGUUUUAUGAUGGAUCAUGUUAUUGCUGGGAAGUUUAAACUGGGAAGGAAAAUUGGGAGUGGUUCUUUUGGGGAGCUUUAUAUAGCUGUUAAUAUACAAACUGGGGAGGAGGUGGCUGUCAAGCUGGAACCUGUGAAGACCAAACAUCCACAGCUUCACUAUGAGUCAAAAUUGUAUAUGCUUCUUCAAGGAGGAACGGGGAUUCCCCAUCUUAAGUGGUUUGGAGUUGAGGGAGACUACAAUGUCAUGGCAAUUGACCUUCUUGGACCAAGUCUGGAAGAUUUGUUCAAUUAUUGCAAUCGGAAGUUAACACUGAAGACAGUGUUAAUGCUUGCUGACCAAUUAAUUAACAGAGUUGAAUAUAUGCAUUCAAGAGGUUUCCUUCACCGUGACAUUAAGCCGGACAAUUUUUUAAUGGGCUUAGGACGUAAAGCAAACCAGGUGUACAUCAUUGACUAUGGCCUUGCUAAAAAAUAUAGGGAUCUUCAAACUCAUAGGCACAUACCAUACAGGGAAAACAAGAACCUUACAGGCACAGCUCGGUAUGCAAGUGUCAACACUCAUCUUGGAAUCGAACAAAGCAGAAGGGAUGAUCUGGAAUCUCUUGGUUAUGUGCUCAUGUACUUCUUAAGAGGAAGUCUUCCUUGGCAAGGACUGAAGGCUGGCACUAAAAAACAAAAAUAUGAUAAAAUCAGUGAAAAGAAGAUGUCAACUCCUAUAGAGGUACUCUGCAAAUCAUAUCCCUCAGAGUUUGUAUCAUAUUUCCACUACUGCCGAUCAUUGCGGUUUGAGGACAAGCCUGAUUAUUCAUAUUUGAAGAGGCUUUUUCGAGAUUUAUUUAUUCGAGAAGGCUAUCAAUUUGACUAUGUUUUUGACUGGACUAUAUUGAAGUAUCCACAGAUUGGUGGCAGCAGCUCUAGAGGGAGGCAUGACAGUGGCAAGGCAGCGAUGAAUGCAGGACCAUCUGUACAAAAGCCAGAAAAGAUCUCAGUUGGGAAGGAGAUUCGAGAGAAAUUUUCUGGUGCUGUUGAAGCAUUCUCUCGAAGGAACCCAACUUCUAGUCCUCGUGGUGAUCACUCCAAACACAGGAGUUUUGAGGAAGUAGCAGUGCACAAAGAUGUGUAUCAUGAUCAAGAGAAGGGACGCAAUUCCUCUCGAUAUGGUAGCAGUUCCAGAAGAGCCAUAAUCUCAUCAUCAACCAGACCAAGCUCCUCUGGGGAUCACACUGAGAGUCGUACUGGCCGGCUAACUUCUACCGUUAGCCGUCCAUCUACCACUCAUAGAAAUAUUCAACCAAUGUAUGAGACCAAACAACCAACUUACACACGGUCCGGAUCUAGCAGAGGCAACCGAGAUGAUCCUCUGCGGAGUUUUGAGCUCCUCUCUAUCAGGAAGUAACAAGUAUAUUCAGUUUCAUUUUGUCACCAGACAUUUUCUUAAUUCUGAUGCACCUGUUUAUCCAAGAACCAUCGAUCUCAAGAUCAUGUUCAUGUAUAUUACUGAAUUACCAUGAGGUCAUAAUCAACUUCACUUUUGUGGACUAAGGUGGGACUAUUUUAUGCCCCCAGCAAGAUAGUCUUCUGAAAGAAGAUUUCUCGGAUGCUGUAACAUGUUCCUUAAACAUGCUCCAGAGAACUCAAAUCAGGGUUCUUUUUUUUUUUUUUUAACUUUUUACUAGAAGAACUUGUUUACUUUUUUGCCCAAAAAAAAAAAAUAGAUGAAACUAGAGUUGUAGUUCAUGAUACAAUUGUUUCUUCGCAAUGAGACCCAACACUGCAUCUAUAUUACCCUUGUUAUGAGAGUGGAAUUGAUAGAAUUUGGUC